Messenger RNA from Coccidioides immitis RS, 999 nucleotides. RefSeq lists its product as uncharacterized. NCBI's taxonomy places the organism in Eukaryota, Fungi, Ascomycota, Eurotiomycetes, Onygenales, Onygenaceae. Bases 1 to 999 code for a protein of 332 amino acids. The transcript is spliced from 6 exons. The record is from RefSeq and is a predicted model, not a curated record.
AUGAAAUGGACGACAGAAACUUCUUUGAUUGUGGCCGCUGCCACGAUUGUUGCCAUACAGAUCAUUUUUCGCUGUACCUACAGGCUCCUCGGCACUUUCAAAUUGCUUCCUGCUAUCCACCAGAGAUGGCACUCAGAUGACAGCUGGAUGGCCUUUUCACUUGUACCCCUAGUCUCCCGAACAGCCUGCAUAGCGUGGUACUUCGAUCUCCGCGCAGCGAAGACCCAUCACCAUGACGUUGUGGCGAAGAAACUAGUUAUACCUUCUCGGCUGGCUUAUGCUCUGUUCCUCUGGUGCAUGAAACUAUGCCUCCUCCAGUUUUAUUCGCGACUCGAGAAUGGUUCAAACAGGGUCCAUCGAGCCAGGCGUGCGCUCUGGUACUUUAUCGUGGUAUCUUUUUUGGUCAUAGUGCUGGCCACUUUGCUUGAAUGCAGGCCAUUGUCACUAUAUUGGGCACCGACGAAGCAUGCAUGCCAGAAGGGGACAAAGAAUCUUCUGACGAUGGCAAUCCUCAACAUUGCCACAGACCUUGCCUUGAUUCUCUUUCCGAUUCCGAUGCUCUGGAAGAUGUCCACCCUCAGCUUCCAAACAAAGGUCCAGUUGACAUUGCUCUUCCUUGUGGGAACUAUUGUGGUUGUAGUAACCAUCAUCCGUUUACCGCUCAUCUUCUUGCAUUCCAACUCGCAGACGACUCGCACCAUGUGGGCGUCGAUAGAACUCGUUUGUGCAUCUAUUGUCGGUAAUGCUGCAUUUUACUACGCGUUAUGGAAAGAAAUUCCCAGGUGGCGUGGCCAACGGCCAUCCUCCGUACCUCUCGUCCCGUAUAUACUUUCCUUGGAGCACAAUGGAUCUGAAAAUCAAAGAGCUUGGACCUGUCCAGAACAACGAUUAAUUCAAGCAAGCACUUCCGAUAAAACUGAUGAUACAUCUGCUGGAACGCCGAAAGACACCCUCAGCCUCGUUGAGACGGGACUUAAGGGAUUGCAUGGAUCGACGUAG